Molecule: messenger RNA, 1407 nt
Organism: Coffea eugenioides
Lineage: Eukaryota; Viridiplantae; Streptophyta; Magnoliopsida; Gentianales; Rubiaceae
Exons: 1
Coding region: 178-1149 (323 amino acids)
Biological process (GO): telomere maintenance; nucleotide-excision repair; meiotic DNA integrity checkpoint signaling
Cellular component (GO): site of double-strand break; checkpoint clamp complex; nucleolus
Source: RefSeq, a predicted model, not a curated record
GACUUCAUUUUCCCUCCCUCUCUAGUCUUCACUCGUAUUUCUCCCGCCAUCUCUAAACUGCUCAAAAACCCCUCCACAAAACCCUAAGAAUUCGAAAUUCGUCAAUCACUCAAUCCAAAAAAAUCUUCCUUUCGCCAUCAAUAUUAAGGCCAUUAAAACCAUUAUCAGCAAGAAAAGAUGAAGUUCAAGGCAAACUUAACCGAUCAUGGUGUAAACUUAUUAGAAAAAAGAUUUUUGCCAGCCCUAGACAAGAUGGGAAAAAUCUGCCAUCUUUACCUCACUAGAGAUCACUUCUUUUUCCUCCACAAUCUCCUUAACGGUGAUGGGAUCCAAUCCAUAGCCCAGUUCAAAAAAGAAGCCCUUUUCGAAGAUUAUCGAAUUUCUAGCCAAAAUGAAGACAGAAUUGCCUUUGCCAUUGAUCUUUCCCUCCUCCACCGUGCCCUUCGCAGCAUUAUUACCGUUUAUGCUGAAUUUAGUAGCCAUGGCGUUGGUGGGGUGGUGUCGAAUCAGAUUCAGAUUAGACUGGUUAAGAAAUUGCCUGCUCAUUCUCAGCAGCCAACGCCUUUUUUGACAUUUGAGACUAAAGGGUAUAAGUCUGCUGUGAUUCAAGAUGUGCCCAUUUCGAAACCUUUGUCGAGGGCUGACAUGGCAGAGCUUCAAGCUGCGUUGGAUACUGCACAAGAAAUGCCGAGGACUUUGGUUAAAGUGAGGGAUAUGAAUCAGCUUGAGCAGUUUGUUGAUAGGAUGAAGCAUGUUGGUGAUGUGAUGAACGUGUCUAUAAGCAAGUAUGGGGAUUUGCAUUUGCAAAUUUCAACAACUUUGAUUACGUUAGGAGCCGAGUUUAGGAAGCUGUUGGUUUUAGGUGAGCAGGCUGAGGUGCCUGGUGGGGAAGGGAAUUUGAGUGCUCAGACUAGGACCCAAAGGGCUAUUCAGAGAGGUGAUGCAAUGAUUGUGCAAGUUAGUGUCAAGCAUUUUUUCAAGAGUCUUCAGUGUCAUUUGGCGAAGCCUGAUUGUGCUUUCUAUGGGAUUACUUCACAGGGUGCUUGCUUGACUGUGAUUUUUCAGUUCUUUGUUCCUGGUACUCGUCAAACUGACAAGUCGAUAAGUCUUCAUUGCAGGCUUCCUGUACUUGAUCCUGGCUCUAAUUGAACGGGAUUGUCUCUUCUUCCUGGGGGAUUUUUUUUGCUGCCUAUCAAAGUAUACUUGUUGGUCUAAUUCAUUUUUAGUUGUAUAUUUCUAUAUAGUUGAGUGGCUAAGAGCAUCACAUUUACCAGUUGUAAUUUGCCCUUCUAUGGGGUAGCUUCUUCAUAGUGUUUUCUUUGUGAACUACUUUCGUAGUGAGAUGCUACUAUUAAAUCACAUUUACUUGCUAUAGUCAGAAAGAGUUGGCUAGGUAAUAGCGCGAUU